AUGGCUCUUCUUUUAAUUACACAUCUUUACUUUCAGAAAUCUAUACUGAGUCAUAGUUUUCCAGGCAUUCCAGGGUCAAAUGGCAUGCCGGGAAUGCCGGGCGUACCUGGGCCGCAGGGACCCCAGGGAAGAGAAGGUCCAAAAGGACAAAUUGGUGAUAAGGGAUCGCAAGGAGUGCAGGGUCCAAGAGGAGACAGAGGACGCGAAGGGCCUCCCGGGAAGAGCGGACCGCCAGGAAUUAUGGGAAUGAAAGAUGAAUCGGGGCUUGCGGGAAUGAAAGGAGAGCCAGGCAUUGUGGGAAAUCAAGGAAGAAAAGGAGACAAAGGAGAGAGAGGAGAAAGCGCCAAAGCAAGUCAAGCGAGUGUAGUACCACAAACCAACUGGAAACAAUGUGUGUGGAAAUCAGACAGCGGUGCUGAUAACGGAAAGAUUAAGGUAAACAAGAAAGGCACUAAAAGCUAAACAAGAACUAUUUAUAAGUACCACAGAUGAUGUUCAUAGGUGGAAAGAGAUCGAAAAUCCAUUCUUCUAAGAUAAAUUUUAAAGUACAGCUAUGACCACAACCUCAUUGUCUUAGCCUUCAUCCCCAAUCAACCUUUCUACAGCUGGCCGGUAUUAAUUUUUGUAGAAAAAUUUGAAACAGCAAACUGAUCCUUAGGGCAAGGCGAUGAAGAAGUACACAAAAGAAUAAUACAAAAAUAUAGAUUUAAACAAACUGCUCAAUAUUUCGGUUUGAAAACAAACCUUCUUUAAGGGCUAAAAGAAAAUAAAUCUUAAAGGUCCUCACAAAUAAGAAUUUGAAAAUGUGACAAUAAAAGCAGUGGAUUGUUAUUGGUAUAGGAGACUAAGUGGUAUCAUAUAUCAGUGAGCUUCGCCGCGUCUAUUUAUUCCUAGAGGAAAUAAUGUGUUCCCUUUGUGUAUUAAAUGAGCUUCUCGAGCCUUUCCCACUGCGUCACAGUUGUACUGAUCCAGGUCUACAACUGGUAGAUCCGGCACCACUUAAUAUUUGUUUGUUGCUGUGGACUUCCUGAUAUUUUAUAUAUUGAUUUUUGUGUUAAUUAGCAUUAUUAGAGUUGCGGACAUUUUAAUCGUUUUUUUUUUUCGUAGGACUGUGCUUUUAACAAGUUGAAAUCGGACACAGCCCUCAAAGUCUCUUUCCAGGAUAACAUGAGUAUUUAUGGCGAUGCUAGGUGUAAUCGGUGGUAUUUCAAGUUCAAUGGAAACGAAUGCAGUGGACCAAUGACGAUUGAGGCCGCUGUUUACAACGACUGGUCAUCUGGGAACCAUUAUUUGUAUCAUCAUCGGUCAUUUGAGGGGUACUGUGAAAACAUCCCACAAGGAGCAGUUAGAGUGGAAUUAUGGGCAGGAAAGUGUAGUGGCAGCACCUUGGGUAAUGCUUACACUGGUUGGAAUUCAGUGUCCCGAAUAAUGAUAGAAGAAGUAUCUAGGUCCCAGUCCUAA
Messenger RNA from Porites evermanni, 1461 nucleotides. The record is from the annotation of a GenBank genome assembly. Lineage: Eukaryota; Metazoa; Cnidaria; Anthozoa; Scleractinia; Poritidae.